Molecule: messenger RNA, 1863 nt
Organism: Trichoderma reesei QM6a
Lineage: Eukaryota; Fungi; Ascomycota; Sordariomycetes; Hypocreales; Hypocreaceae
Exons: 1
Coding region: 1-1863 (620 amino acids)
Biological process (GO): protein deubiquitination
Cellular component (GO): cytosol; nucleus
Molecular function (GO): cysteine-type endopeptidase activity; cysteine-type deubiquitinase activity
Source: RefSeq, a predicted model, not a curated record
AUGCCCGACAAGACGACGUCUGUUGUUUCUUACGCCGCCGGGGCGUCUCUCGCGGCGGCAGCGCUCUUCUACGUCUUCGGCCCGACCUUCACAAUCGACCACGACACCACCAGCUCGCGCAAGAAGACCAUUGUCGGGCUGCGCAACCAGGCCAAUGACUGCUUCAUCAACUCGGUGCUGCAGGCGCUGGCCGGCCUGCCCGAGCUGCGCAUCUACCUGAUCCGCGAGACGCACCGCCGCCGAAUCGAAGACCCGUCUGUAUACGCACACCUGGUGCAGCCCCUGGAUGGAAAAGAGCUUGCGCAGUGGAAACUGCAGGGCCUCCAGGAUGGGCUGGUGACGUACGGGCUCAAGGAGAUGCUGGACGCGCUUAACGAGCGGCCCAUUUCGAAAAAGGCCAUUUCGCCCUUUCCCUUUGUCAAGGUGUUGGAGAUGGCGUUCAAGCAGCGCAUCAGCAGACAGCAGCAGGACGCGCAAGAGUUUUUGCAGAUUGUGGCAGAGAGGCUCAAGGACGAAUACCAUGCCGGCCAGCGCGCGCGUCUGUAUGCCCGGAGACAGGGCCUUGCCUCACUCGCCGAGUCGAGCCAAGCCAAGGACGGCAACGAAACCGACCGAUCGGAUGACGCUGCCGAGAAUGCCGACGGCAUGGAAGCAUCUACCUCUGGCACCCAGAUCCCCAUCACUGUUGAUCUGGCAGAGGUACAGCGGGCGGUUCGCGAGAUCCAGGCUGCGCCAGAGCUUGAGGACGGUUUCCCGCUAGAGGGCAAAUACGAGUCGCACAUUCAAUGCCAGACCUGCGGCUACACCACCAAGCCGAGAGAGGAGACCUUCUGCACACUGACGUUGGCAGUUCCGCAGGUCUCGUCCACGACACUCAACGCGUGCUUUGACGGUAUCUUUAAGACGGAAUAUAUCGAUGAUUUCAAGUGCGAAAUGUGUCGACUGGUGCAGACCAAGACCAACCUCGAGCAGGAGAUGGUCAAGUCGACGUCCGACAGCUUCAAAGCAUUGGCCCAGGAGAACAUACAGAAGCUUCAGGCUGCGAUGGACGUUGACCCGGAGCGGCCGCCCGAGGAUGUGGAGCUCGGCGAUAUUCGAUAUGCGCCCAAGAGAAGAAUUGCAAAGACGACGCGCAUAUCUACGUUCCCCAAAAUCCUGGCCAUUCACCUAUCCCGGUCCAUCUACGGCAUCGGGCAGAUCACGCAAAAGAACUCGGCCAAGGUGUCCUUCCCCGAGCAGCUGCCGCUGGGAAGCGUCAUGAAACAGCGCAAGUACAAGCUCUUGGGCGUGGUCACACAUCGGGGAGGCCACAACAGCGGACACUACGAAGCCUUCAGGCGGCAAAACACACCGUCUCCUUAUGCAAACAUUAAUCCUUUUCAGCCUUCCGAUAUCUAUAGCAAGACACCAACACCCAUUUCCACCCCUCAGAUCUCAGCCCUCCGAUCCGACAGCCCAUCCAUUUCAACGCCGGAUCUGCUCUCGCCAUCCUCAGACACGACCCCCUCUACGCCGUCACUGGAAUCCAACGGGGCGCCCCCUCGAAGCGUUCCUGUCGACCUGCCCAGCUCUCUGGUGAACGGCAGAGAUCGGGACGGCGAGACGAGCAGCCUUCGGUCCAUCACUGCAUCUACCAAGUCAGCGCUGUCCAAGCUCGCUCCCCCGAGAGCAAGCCUGAACGGCUCCUCUUCACCCAGCACCCUGGCCGUCGGCAAGCCACAGCCGCGACCUAAGAAGCGAAAGCCUGCGGACAAGUGGUGGAGAGUGAGCGACGAGAAAGUACGCGAGGCCAAGACGAGCGAGGUUCUGGGCAUGCAGAAAGAAGUCUAUCUGCUGUUUUACGAAUUGGAGCCUGAAGAGUGA